Molecule: messenger RNA, 672 nt
Organism: Oxyura jamaicensis (ruddy duck)
Lineage: Eukaryota; Metazoa; Chordata; Aves; Anseriformes; Anatidae
Gene: MRPS28
Product: mitochondrial ribosomal protein S28
Exons: 3
Coding region: 1-513 (170 amino acids)
Cellular component (GO): mitochondrial small ribosomal subunit
Source: RefSeq, a predicted model, not a curated record
AUGGCGGCGCCGGGCUGGCGGCAGUGGCGGGCGGCGCGGCGGUGGCUGCUCACGGCGGCCGGGCGGGGCGGCGGCCUGAGGCAGGACGGCCCCCGGCAGGACCCCCCCGGGCAGGACGCCCCUCGGCAGGACGCGGGGAAGCGGCCGGGAGGCACCGCGGCGGCGGGAGGGCGGCAGGUUCCUUCAGAGAAAUCGGAAUCCUUUGCAUCCAUGCUGAGACGUUCACCUUUGAUUCAGAUGGGACCUGCCAAAGAUAAGAUUGCCAUUGGUCAAAUAUUCCACAUUGUAGAAGACGACCUUUACAUAGAUUUUGGUGGCAAGUUUCACUGUGUGUGCAAAAGACCAGAAGUAGAUGGAAACAAAUACCAGAAAGGAACUCGAGUGCGCCUGAAACUGCUGGAUCUUGAACUCACAUCUAGGUUCUUGGGCGCAACAACCGAUACAACUUUGCUGGAAGCUGAUGCUGUGCUUUUAGGGCUUCUGGAAAGCAAGCAAACAAAGCAAAAGGAGUGAAUUUCAUGUAAAUAAAUACAUUUUUGUGCUCUAGGACAAAUUAAACAAAUGAAAUGCUCCCUCAGGAAGUAAAUGAAAAGGUUUUUUUUUUUUUUUUUUUUUUUUUUCUGGUCGGCUAUGUAAAUAGUGAGAUCAAUAAAAGACAACAAGCACAUCAUA